Messenger RNA from Didymosphaeria variabile, 441 nucleotides. Its product is annotated as ankyrin repeat-containing protein. Gene Ontology annotation, molecular function: protein binding. NCBI's taxonomy places the organism in Eukaryota, Fungi, Ascomycota, Dothideomycetes, Pleosporales, Didymosphaeriaceae. Bases 1 to 441 code for a protein of 146 amino acids. The transcript has a single exon. The record is from RefSeq and is a predicted model, not a curated record.
AUGAAGCUUCUCUUCUCUCUUGAAACCGGCAAGGCUUCGGCGCCUGCGUCGGGGCUUAUCAACGCGAUAAACGAUGCGGGCAACACCGCGCUGCAUUGGGCUGCUCUCAAUGGACACCUCGAAUGUGUAAAGCUACUGGUUCAGGCCGGUGCCGAUGUCACGAUAAUCAACAAGGCUGGCCACGACGCCGUAUUCGAAGCGGAGAUCAACGACAAAGGCGACGUGGUCGAGUGGCUGCUUGGGGCGGUCGAAGAGCUGGAGAAAGGUAUCGGGCAGGCAGGCGAAUCAUCAGGCGGAGAACUUCGGUUCGCGAUGGGGGCCGCUUCGCAAGGCGAGCCAGCCCUGAACGGCUCCAGUGGGACGAGUGCCGAAGGUCCAGUGGAAGACGUAAGAAGGCAAAUGGACAAUAUGGAUACCAAGGACGCCUCAAAAGACGGUUGA